Molecule: messenger RNA, 777 nt
Organism: Dreissena polymorpha
Lineage: Eukaryota; Metazoa; Mollusca; Bivalvia; Myida; Dreissenidae
Exons: 3
Coding region: 1-777 (258 amino acids)
Molecular function (GO): protein binding
Source: RefSeq, a predicted model, not a curated record
AUGGUGAAGACAACGCGCCCGCCACUUCCGCCCAUCAUCAACGAGGACGACGGGGAGUUGCCGUUCUUCAAGCAGGACUUUUUUUCCGACGUGGGGCUGAUAGUAAGUAACACGCGGGCGCCGGAAGGAGGUGUGGACGCCGCCCAGCACGGCGCAAGGCGCCCACUUCCUGUGGUGCAAGGAAAGAAGCUUUGGACUGCGAGGUGCAUCCUCGCCUACAACUCGCCCGUGUUCGAGAAACAGCUUGCACCGGCCAAGAAGACGGAGAUAGAACUGCACAACAAGAACUACGAUGAUGUUGUGGAACUGUUGUGCUAUCUCGACCCCCGGGUCCAAUACACCAUCACCGCGAAGUCCGCUAAACAGUUGAUGCCAUUGGCCGAAGAAUAUGAAAUGCACAAGUUAAGAAGAGAGUGUGAAAAGGUAUUGAUGGAAACCUAUCUUAGCCUUCGGAAAGACCACCAUAUCGGAGGAAUCCAAGCGGAAAUCAACGAAGAAUAUCUGCUUUUGGCGGACAGAUACAAGAUACAGAAGUUACUGAACCUUUGCAUCGAGGAGUUCGUCGCUAAUCCGGACAUCUCUACCGCCAAGAGCGCCGUGAACUCGGAGACGAUAUCGGAGAAGGUGAAACUACUGAUUUUGCAGAAGAAGCUGGCGAAACUAACCUACCAUCUCGAGAAAGAGCGGCGAUACAAGAGCGAGGUACAAGAUGAGGAAAAGAAGCUGACACCGAAAACGGACUGGCAGAAAUAUUGGCAUCCUCAUGCUCUGGAAUAA